This is a messenger RNA of Drosophila subobscura, 992 nucleotides long. RefSeq lists its product as uncharacterized. Lineage: Eukaryota; Metazoa; Arthropoda; Insecta; Diptera; Drosophilidae. The coding region runs from base 23 to 913 and encodes 296 amino acids. The transcript has a single exon. The record is from RefSeq and is a predicted model, not a curated record.
UUUCCAUAAAAAAACCCUCAAAAUGCUUACCGAGUGCAACGAGGAGCUGCCCAAUCCACACAAGAGCUGCCUGCGGGAAAUGCUCAACACUUUGAUCAUCAGCGACAAUGAUGUGAAGCGCCUCAAUACGCAACUCCGGAAUGUCCAGCUGGAAAUGAAGGCCGAAAUGGACAAGAUUGAAAAGUCCAAGUGCGUGGGCGAUGAGAAGUCCAAGAAGCCGAAGGUCUGCGACAGUGAGGAGGAUCUCACGCAGUUUGCCGAACGCAUCGUCAAUCUGGAUGAGCUGAAGCUGCACUACACAAAGAAGAGCGAGGAGUUGCGUCGCCGCCGGGACAACAUAAUGGUCUAUGCCCGACAAUGCCUGAACGCGUACAACGAGGAGAAGUGCAAGUUCAAGUCGUUCCAGGAGAACACCGUGGACUACAUAAAGCGCACGGCUACGCUCUCGCAGGAUCAUGAUGUGGUGAAGAAAUGCGAGUAUGACAUUUGCCAGAUGAACAAACGAUUCGUUCGCGAGGUGGCCCAUCUGAAGCGCUGCGAGGGCGAGUUGCAGGCGUUUUUUAAGCUCCUGAAGGACUCGGAUCCCAAGGCCUAUUGUGAGUGCUGCUGCUUCAAGGACUACGACUGGCUGCCGCAGGGCAAGAACCUCGAGAUGGUGGACACCCUGGCCGAGGAGAUCAAGCAGACGAUGGGGAAUGUGCUGGUGCGUGCCUUUGCCCAGCUGCAUGUGCAUGAGCCGCAAGAUCCGCGUGCCUUUAUUGCCGCCUAUCUGAUGAAUCUCGAUCGCUGCGAGCAGGAGAUGCUCGAGAAGCACAACCUCAUCCAAGAGGCAACCGAACACUGCACCAAGGAGCUGCCCGAUCCCACAUUCCAUUGCGAGAACGCAUGUCCGCCGCAGGACAAAGCUGUCUAGAAAACAUUUUGAACAUUUUUCUCAUUUAAUUCACACACGAAAAAACACCGCGAAAUACAAUUUUGAGACAAUUCUCUUA